UUGCAUAUAGCUCUUUCAUCCUAAUCCUCUAUAUCUUCAUUCUUCACUUCAAACUGUCUUCGAGUUUUUCAUUCAUUGCACCAUCUCCAAGGAAAAAUAGCUGCAUCAGUUUAUCAGUCAUCGCCAUGAAAGUCCUGCUUAAUCUAGAACCUUCUUCUCUCUUUCCCACGCGCUCGAUUUUUGCCGAUAGAUCCCGAAGCUCCACUCGCUUACCGGUUCUGCUGCUCCCCAAGCUCUGUCGCCGCCGAUGGAUCGUGCGGAGGUUGUCUUCGCCGGCGAGAGCGGUGCUGGAUUCCGCCCCAGUCGAGCAGUUCGAGAUCCCUGAGUUCGAUUUUCGGAACCCGGCUCUAUCUUCCUCGUACCGUGAUCCAGCAAUGCCGAAGCCGAACCAAACGGUGUUGGAAGCCCAGGCUAGGGUUUGCACUGGACCCACGCAGACUCGCCCACUCGACGAGGAACAAGCUUUCAGGGUCUUUGAUACAAUUCUGAGAUCAGCUAGGGGAGAGCUGAAAGACGAAGACGAAGUUUCAAAAGCUCAACUUGGAGCAUUUUUUGCGGGGAUGACAAUCCGUGCGAAUGCAUUUCCAGAAGCGACGCAAUGGAGCGAGGGGGAAACACGUGCUAUGAAGACUUUCUGGCCACUUCUAGUCAGGGCACUUCCUUCUGACGUGAUAUUUGUGGCGGACCCUGAAGGAUCGAUGAUGGGGUUGGGUAGCUCAAUCGGGCCACAAUAUGUUGGUAAUGGCACCAGUGAGAUGAGAUUGGUUGGUGCUCUUAGGGAAGUGCUGGCUGGAGGCCAUCUUGGGUUUGAGGAAGUCCAAGGUGUGUUGAAGGAAGUUCUACCCUUCCAAGAGGGAGAUGGAAAACCACCACAAGGAGUAAGUGAGGCAUUGCUUUCCGCAUUUCUAAUAGGUCAACGCAUGAACAGGGAAACUGACCGUGAACUAAAAGCAUACUGCCUUGCAUUUGAUGAUGAAUAUGGCCCUGCUCCUAUUGCUGAUGUCAGAUCCCUGACUCAUUAUGGUGAGCCUUAUGAUGGAAAUACACGCUUCUUCAGGAGCACGCUAUUUGUUGCUGCAGUUAGAUCCUGCUAUGGAGAAUCUUGUCUACUUCAUGGUGUAGACUGGAUGUCACCCAAGGGGGGUGUAACUGAAGAGCAGAUGUUGAAGUAUAUGGGGGCAAAUAUAAGUUUAUCCCCUUCAAAGGCAAAGAAACUUCUUGAGGAUGAUGAAGUUGGUUUUGCUUAUGUAAGUCAGCGUGAUGCUCGUCCAUCUCUCUACUCUCUAGUUAGGAUAAGGGAGCACAUAAAGAAACGUCCUCCACUUGCAACGACUGAAAAGGUUCAACAAUAUGUAAAGGCCAGUGGUAAGGAAGCUAUGGUUGCUGGAUUUUACCAUGAAGGUUAUGAAGAGCCAUUGUUAAUGCUCAUGAAAAGAAGGGGUAUACAUUCUGGUUUAGUUGUGAAGGGAGAGGAAGGAGCUCUUUCAAUGACUACAAGAUUGAGAUCAGUUAAUGCAAGCAAGGGACUUCCUGUGAACUACUGUUCAGGGUUCCGUUCACUUAACAUUCCAUCCACUUCUGAACCUGGUGGAGUGACACGUCAAGGUUUUCAUCUUGAGAUUAAUGCUAAGGACUAUGGUUUCCAACCUACAGACACACCAAGAACUGAUAGAUCAGUCUCAAAGAACAUUGAAUUGGGCUUAGAAGCUCUUCGUGGAGAAAAGGGACCAGCGUAUGAUCGAAUUGUUCUGAAUGCUGGCAUGGUGGAUCACCUGCUUGGAGCUGAUGGUGCAGAAGACGUGUCUGUUUCCCUGGAUAGAGCUAGAGAGGCCAUUGACAGUGGCAAUGCUUUGAAACGGCUCCUAAAUUAUAUCAAGAUCUCUCACAAAGUGGAUUGAAUUAGUCUCAAGUGGUUGAACAUUGCCUAUAUAACCUUUCUGUACAAUUGGUGAAUAAACGAAGGUUACCCUUUACCGUUCCCGAUCCAAAAAGGAGGUAGAAAACAGAACUAAAGAUAAACCAAAGGGUUGAUUAUUUUUGCACAUGCUUUUGAGGUUUAGGUUAUCUUCAUACAAUUGUACAAGAUUGUCCAUUAUACUAACGAAACACCGAUAGAUGCCUUGGUCAAUUGUCAACAUUUUUCAGCAGUCUUAGUCUAGAUACUGGAAGUGAACAUAGAUACUGGAAGUAAACAUAGGUAAUUCCAUUCGCGUUGCCGAGAGAUUUUGAAACUUUACUCACACACUGUCUUGGAUCGUAUUUAUAGUUUAUUCAUUUUAUUGUAUACUUUCGUAUUGUCAAUUUGACCUACAUUUUUAGCAUAGCGUAUGAUUUUGACUCUACUAUUUAGUC
Molecule: messenger RNA, 2352 nt
Organism: Arachis stenosperma
Lineage: Eukaryota; Viridiplantae; Streptophyta; Magnoliopsida; Fabales; Fabaceae
Exons: 10
Coding region: 126-1898 (590 amino acids)
Biological process (GO): GMP biosynthetic process
Cellular component (GO): cytosol
Molecular function (GO): GMP synthase activity
Source: RefSeq, a predicted model, not a curated record